Mucor velutinosus is the source of this 1227-nucleotide messenger RNA. RefSeq lists its product as uncharacterized. Gene Ontology annotation, biological process: rRNA methylation. Gene Ontology annotation, cellular component: mitochondrial large ribosomal subunit. Lineage: Eukaryota; Fungi; Mucoromycota; Mucoromycetes; Mucorales; Mucoraceae. The record is from RefSeq and is a predicted model, not a curated record. Bases 1 to 1227 code for a protein of 408 amino acids. The transcript has a single exon. Gene Ontology annotation, molecular function: RNA methyltransferase activity.
AUGGACAGAGGUGCUCCAUUCAACAUUGGGACCAGCCACAGUGACUGUCUGAAGUGCAUCUUUUUUCAGCAUUUGGACAUUUGGAACAUCUCCAUCAGUCAACCUUUCCAACCUGGCACUAUUAGCAUCAUGUCGGAUAGUGAAGCACCUCAGGUAGAAAAGAAAAAGGGAGGUCAGCGUGGCAACAAGAAGAACGCUGGCGACAAAAAGAAGCCUGCUCUCUCGAAAAAGAAGGAAAAGACCCUUCAACGAGAAAUUGAGCGUCGAAAUGCAGUGAUGGCAGCCUUCAACAAAUACUAUGAAGAAGAAUGGGGACCUGAACGUUGGCCAGUGCUAUUAGAAGCACUCAAGAAGCCUGUGCGCCAUUGCAUGAUGAUCAAUAAGUACGCCAAUGUGGAGGACAUCAAAGCCAAGCUCAAAGAUGUCCUGCCUGAUCUCACCAUGCUUGAUUUUGUUUCUAUACCAUGUUACGCAUCCAAAACAAUGUCUCGAUUUCCUCAGCCCAGCAAAGACAGCGCCAAUGUCACAGACUACUAUAUUCUGGAUGCUGCUUCUGUGCUUGCUACAGAAGCCUUGGACAUCCAACCCGAUGAACAGGUGCUGGAUAUCUGUGCUGCACCUGGCGGUAAGACACUGUCUGUUUUGCAACGAUUAGAUAAACAGUAUGGACGCUUGACAUCCAACGAAAUUGCUUCAGACCGCAGAAGAAGAUUACGACAAGUGAUUGAGUCUUAUUUACCAUCUGAUGUGGUGGAGGAGGUCAGCACGGUAGUUGGAAAGGACGGUACUCGUUAUUACGGCGAGCCUGAACAGUACGAUAAAGUCUUGUUGGAUGCGCCUUGCUCUUCAGAGAGACAUUUGCUGCACGACGAAAAGGAAUUGGAGCUGUGGUCUCCUAAACGUACUCAGGUGAAUGCUAAGAGACAGUUAUCCAUCUUGAAGGCGGCUGUUCAUUCAGUCCGUGUAGGCGGUUUGGUGUUGUAUGCUACGUGUUCCAUCAGUUCGCUGGAGAAUGAUAAAGUGGUGGAGCGUAUGAUGAACAAGGGCAAGAUUCCUAUUGAACCUGUCAAGCUCAAGCUGCCUGUUGGAGAAAAGACAAAGUACGGAUGGCUGUGUUUGCCUGAUAAAACGACGUGGGGACCAUUGUAUUUUGCAUUGAUCAGAAGAACAGGCGUUUCCAAGGAAGGUGGAUCUGAUGAAGAUGAUGAUGAAGAUGAUGAUAUGUAG